Messenger RNA from Acromyrmex echinatior (Panamanian leafcutter ant), 2391 nucleotides. RefSeq names its product glycoprotein-N-acetylgalactosamine 3-beta-galactosyltransferase 1. Gene Ontology annotation, molecular function: N-acetylgalactosaminide beta-1,3-galactosyltransferase activity. Lineage: Eukaryota; Metazoa; Arthropoda; Insecta; Hymenoptera; Formicidae. The record is from RefSeq and is a predicted model, not a curated record.
AUUAUUUUUAUUAUUAUAUUACACGUUACAAAAAGAAUUGCUUCUCUAUACGAAAGUUCAUUCAUAGAUUUGUCUUAUAUAUUUUGUGAAUUUAAAAUCACAGACCAUCAGCUGAUUUAUGUCAGAUUAGGCUAGGUUAUAUUAAGUUUAGGUUAGGAUGUUAAGCCAACAGAUGUCUUGUUUAUGUCACCUGUUGAUUCAAUACGGCUGCGAAUGUGUCAUAUUAUUUUUCGAAGUCGCCAUAUGUUACACACUCGGCUUUUACUUAUUAAUACUUUUCCUGCUUGUUUAGAUAACUGGAUAUCACAAAUGUAAACUGAUCGCGAUUGCAAAUAUAAAAAAUUAUCUAUGAGUUUUUAAGUAUAAACUUGCUUUGACAUAUAAAAUAUCAAUCUAUAAUGUAAUAUUAUCGAUGAUUCUAUGAUGAUUUCAUUCUGCUCUUAUCGACACAUAAUAUAUGAAUUGCAUGCCACAGUCUUGUGAAUAAAUUAACAAACUUUAUAAACGAUAUGGAGAAUAAAAAAUAAGACUCAAAGAAAUUUAAAAUGAUACAUACAAUGUCUGUAAAAAAUACGUGCAAUAUCUGAUCUUAAUGAGAUAAGUGAGUGCAAUGAAGGUCAAACAUAAUGACUGAAGGCACGAGUAUAGUAUAGAUUCUACUUCAUGUUAGAUUACCUGCCAUUAGUUCCGACAGAACUAGACGAUUUUUCAUUGAAAUAACACAAAAUGCGUUUACGAUUUUUAAAACAGAAAUCGGUAUUUCUGAUAGGUUUUGGGAUUGGCUUUGUUCUUCCAUUAUUAUUUGUUUCAUUAAGAAGUAUAUUUGUGAUUGAUUCUAUUGUUGAUCAAGAUCCAUCAUUGUGGCCUGAAUACUACCUGAAUAAAAAAUUUCGUCACAAAGAAAUUAUUUUACAGUUUUGGAAAGAGGUGAAUGAGACAACAGAUGUUAACAGUAUUACAUAUCACACUUGGUUAGCAACACAAAAGUUGAAAUUAUACCAAAUUGAUUUGGAUGAGUACUUGUAUGGUCGACAAGAAAAAGGUGUCAAAAGAAAGAAACUCACAGAAUGGAACUGGUUAAAAAAACAAGUGUCUAUCACAUGUGUGAUUUUCGUGGAAACGCUUAAGCUUGGAAAAUCAAUCAAGGCUACUUGGGGCAAACGCUGCAAUAAUGUAUAUUUCUUUGGACAUCGCUUAAAGAAUACAGAAUUGCCUAUUAUUGAUGUAAAUAUAAAAAUUGUGUCUUCUUGGCAACUGUUGUGCGAAGCUAUGAAUUAUAUUUGGAACCAUCAAGUAGACAAACUACAGUGGAUUAUAUUUGUGAAAGACAAUACUAUAAUUAUACCAGAAAAUUUGCGCUAUAUGGUUGCUUCACUGGAUUACACACACGACUAUUAUUUGGGUCAUUCAGUAAUUCUGUGGGGUCAGGCUUAUAAUGUUGCUCAAUCCGGAUAUGUUCUUAGCAGAGGAGCACUAAAUAAAGUAGUGCAAAUGUUCAAUAGUACGGAAAAAUGUAUUAAAGGAGGAAAGUAUUGGAAGAAGGAAGAUUAUUAUCUUGGAAAGCAUCUGUCGUCUUUAGGCAUACAUCCGUCUGAUACCAGAGAUCAGUACUUAAGAGGUACUUUCCAUGGUUACUCUUUACAAAAUCUUUUAUGGGGUGUAGUGAAACCAGACAGCUAUUUCACACGUGCUGUAUAUCCGAUAAAAGGAGAAUGCUGCUCGCCGAUAUCCGUGACUUUCAGCGUUAGUGAAUCCAAUAAAAUGCACAUGCUAAAUUAUUUGUUAUAUCAAUUGCAUGUAUUAAAUAGCGAAAGCCGAUUUGGUAAUGUUUCUGCUGAAGUUCGAGUACGUGAAGAAGAUGUUUGGAAAGUUGCACUACAAGAGGAAUUUAACAUCACGCAUUUGAGUGAUAUAUCCAGCGACGCUUAUUACGAAAUAUGGCAUUCGAGAUAUUCUGAACCUGGGCAAUUAAAAAUUGCUCAAAAUUAUCAGACACCGGUUCCGCUAAAUUGUUUGCUAACGAAUUACAAAGAGGAAAAUUCAUCAGCGCACAAUUGUAAGACUAAAAGUGUCGUCAACAGUACAAAAAACUGAAUGAGUUAUUUAUUGGAAUGCUAGUUUGUGAUAGUUAUCAAAAAAGUGUGUACACAAAAGUUCAAGAGAGUAUGAAUAUUUGUGAUAUUCUCUGUUUGUAUAUAUGAUUACAUAAAAUGAUACUGAUAUAAUGUAACUGUAGCAAAUAAGUAUGUUAAUAAAAAUAACAUUGAUAUACUCCAUUUUCAAUAUAUUACGCGAGCAAAAAAAAAGAAUGCCAAUAAAAAAAUCAAGCUGAAAGUUGCAUUUAACACUUCGUCCAUCAUAAUUAAUCGGCUUAUGUUCUAGGUAAUUUAU